Molecule: messenger RNA, 8523 nt
Organism: Athene cunicularia (burrowing owl)
Lineage: Eukaryota; Metazoa; Chordata; Aves; Strigiformes; Strigidae
Gene: PKNOX1
Product: PBX/knotted 1 homeobox 1
Exons: 12
Coding region: 1553-2911 (452 amino acids)
Biological process (GO): regulation of transcription by RNA polymerase II; angiogenesis
Molecular function (GO): DNA-binding transcription factor activity, RNA polymerase II-specific; RNA polymerase II cis-regulatory region sequence-specific DNA binding
Source: RefSeq, a predicted model, not a curated record
GUACCAAAAUUAUAGAAGAUAAAUAGCAUGCUAAGAGGAAUAAGAGGGUAUACUGUCUUCUCAGAACAGAUUUAAGAAGUUGGAAAAAUGAGAAGCCCAUUCUUUGGGGACAGUUUAAGAGAAAGUGUAAAAACUUCUAAUGUGACAUCUGCCCCUUGAGGCUUUCAAGGCCAGGUGUAUCAGUUGGACUGAAACUCCUAGCUAAAUAUUUCAUCUCUAACCAGUGGCUGAAGCUUAUGCCGCCUUAUAACUCCUCAGAGUAUCUUCCCUGCUCUUUUAGAACUAGGUUUCAUGAACCAAAGAUGGCAUCUGUAUUGAGUGGCCCUUACCAAUUUGUUUUUCUGUGAAUUUGUCUGAAAAACAUUAUUUCUACACUACACAUGGAUAACUUUUGGUUCUCAAAUACAAACUUCACCUCACUUUCAAAAAUGUUUGAGUACUUUCAUUCCACUUUUUUACACAGUUGGGAAAACUGGGAACACAGGAACCUCGUCUGUGUGAGAAACAGAUAAUCUGGUUCAAGAUCUCAGCUGUGUGUUUUAGCCAUCAUAUAAUUUCACAUGGCCUUUGUGCAAUGUUACUGUUUGGAAUUUACCCUGGGAGAGUUUUGCAGCCUUUUUUAAAUGUUUUUCAGCAGUUGUGUUUUCUAAAUAUAUUUUCACAAUCUUUGCUUUCACAAUCAUCACUACUUUUUUUAAGUAGCUUUAAUAUAUCAAACAAGUGCUAUUGCAUUAAAUAUAAUUAAAGUAAUUUUAAGUGGUAAUUUUUGAAAGCUUUUAAAAGUUGCUGAAUAAACCUGUAGUAGAACCUGUCUUCACAGAACAAACGAUUCUAACUAUGGCUUGCGCUUCUUCCUAUAGUCUUAUCGUGUAGCAGAUUACUUGCUCGUAACUGUUUUAGAAUACAUUCCAUGGAAAUAUCAAAGCGUGAUUAUAAAGAAGAUUUAAAUUUUUAAAAGGGCUUUCACCUUUCUUGGUUUCAUGCUUAAUUUUUACAACACUCAAGAGUUAUUCCUAUUUGCAUUUUGUAGUUUUAUUUUUGGGAUGUGUCUUGUCUAGUCUAAGCAGACGCUGAGCCACAGAGUAAAAUAUGAAGGUUGAACAGCAAGCAAGUUAGCAGUCCAAAUGUAGCCUUCUGUUAGAAGUGUCGGCAGAGACAAAGAUAAAUAUGGAGAAUGAAUGGAAUAAGAUGAGGGAAAGUUCAAGUGAUAGCAUGGAAUAGUGUGUGCAAUUAGAGAUUAUUAAAAAUGCAAAAAUAAUUUUCUAACACAUGCAAAAAAAAAAUCCUGUCAGGUUUUUUUUUAAACUUGGGGAGGGAACCACAUAAUAAACCAAAAUAUUUUCUUUAAUCAUAUUCAGUCUCUGAAACUAUGUUCUGUGUUGUUGUCUCUUUCUGAAUGUUUCCCUGUUGGUUUUUAGGUUUCUGCCCUCUACAUUGUACUUCAGUGGAAUCACUCUGCUGGAACAAGAUAAUGUUGUCUUCAACCCAUUGAAGGAAAAGGAAUAUUUGUUCAUACUUAUGAUGGUUUGACAUAACUAGUGUUUUAUUAACCAUGAUGGCAACACAGACAUUAAGUAUAGACAACUAUCAAGAUGGACAACAGAUGCAAGUAGUAACAGAGUUAAAAACUGAACAAGAUCCCAACUGCUCUGAAACUGAUGCAGAAGGGGUGAGUCCUGCCCCUGUAGAAUCUCAGACUCCAAUGGAUGCAGACAAGCAAGCCAUUUACAGGCACCCACUAUUUCCCUUGUUAGCACUAUUAUUUGAAAAAUGUGAACAAUCUACACAAGGCUCAGAAGGCACAACUUCUGCUAGUUUUGAUGUAGAUAUUGAAAAUUUUGUAAGGAAGCAAGAGAAAGAAGGAAAACCCUUUUUCUGUGAAGAUCCAGAAACUGAUAAUUUGGACACUGCCUUUUUUGAAGACCCCCAUGAGUUUUUUGUUUCAUUUGGGAUGGUAAAAGCAAUACAAGUUCUACGUAUCCACCUGCUUGAGCUAGAAAAGGUUAAUGAACUCUGCAAGGAUUUCUGUAGUCGUUACAUUGCCUGCCUGAAGACAAAAAUGAACAGUGAAACUCUAUUAAGUGGAGAGCCUGGAAGUCCUUAUUCACCUGUGCAAUCUCAGCAAAUUCCAAGUGCCAUUGCUGGCACACUCAGUCCCCAAGGGAUUAUGGUGCCAGCAUCAGCAUUGCAGCAGGGAAAUGUAACUAUGGCAACAGUAGCAGGGGGAACAGUGUAUCAGCCAGUCACUGUGGUCACUCCACAAGGUCAAGUGGUGACACAAGCACUGUCACCUGGGACUAUUCGGAUCCAGAACUCUCAGCUUCAGUUGCAAUUAAACCAAGAUCUUGGCAUCUUGCAUCAAGAUGAUGGCUCAUCAAAAAAUAAAAGAGGAGUUCUUCCCAAGCACGCCACAAAUGUGAUGAGAUCUUGGCUUUUUCAGCACAUAGGGCAUCCAUAUCCAACAGAAGAUGAAAAGAAACAGAUUGCAGCACAAACAAAUUUGACACUACUCCAGGUUAACAACUGGUUUAUCAAUGCUAGAAGGCGAAUUCUUCAGCCGAUGCUGGAUUCCAGUUGUUCUGAAACUCCAAAAACAAAGAAGAAAACAGCUCAGAACCGACCAGUUCAGAGGUUCUGGCCUGACUCCAUUGCCUCAGGAGUUGCUCAGCAGCAGUCUAAUGAGCUCACGAUGUCAGAUGGUGCUGUUGUUACAAUUACAGCUCCAGUCAACAUGAAUGUAGACAGUCUCCAGUCUUUGUCAUCCGAUGGUGCUACUUUGGCUGUUCAGCAAGUUAUGAUGGCAGGGCAAAGUGAGGAUGAGUCUGUAGACAGCGGUGAAGAUGAUGGAGGAGAUCUCUCAACAACAAAUAUCAGUGGGCUGGUCUUGGAUAACAGCGAUUCUCUGCAGUAGGAAGCAAGAGAGUGUGACAAAAUGUUUAGGAAAAAGAAUGAACUGACUGACUGUUUUUAUAGUUUGCACAGCAAACAUUUUACACAAGUUUUAUUUCUAAUAUGUUUUAUAUGUAGAUAUAGAAGGGUGCACUUUUUUGUAUUUCAUAGUAAGCUUAAAGAGUGUUUUUGCAGGUGCAGCAACUUCUUUCAAAUGUGUUGUUCUAUCAUUUCUUUUCCUUUUUCUUACUUCAGAAAAUUAUAUCUAGUAAUAUAAAGAACCACAUAAGCACCCCUUUGUUCUAUGAAUUGGAAGUGCUGCAAUUUCUAAAAAGUUACGCAGUUUCAAUUAGUGCUGUUAUUUAACACAGCUCUUGAUGGGCAGGUGAUGUAAAUUUAAAGCAUGUGACACUAGUGUGUGGAACUUGAUGGUUAAGUUAGAUGCAUAUAUUUGAAAGAUGCUUCUGCACCUUAAAAACUGCUAGUCUGAGGUGGACAGCAACACACAUAAAAAGAAAAUGUUGAUGUGUGAUUCAGUAGCGAAUGUAUGGCAAUUUAAAUAAGUUUAGUUUCUCUCAUAGUCCGUGAGCCUGUUUAUCAUUUGCUAUAAAAACUCCUAUUUUUACCUUGCCGGGGUUAUUGGAUAAAAAAUAUUUUUAUAAAUUCACUAGGAAUUGGGAUGACGACUGUAUUAAGCAGGAGGAAAAAAAAAAAUUUCCAGAGGGGAAAAAUAAAUGUUUAGUAUUCCUAUUUGGAAGGUCUGAAAACUGACCAAAUUUAAUAAACAAGCCUACACUAGCAUUCUAUGGUUCUCAGCUAUCCCACAGUGAUAUACUAUAUUUGAUAAUAGCAUAAGAAGGGCCCACUGUUCGAUGGGAUUUUGAUAUUGUCAAACAUUGAUUUAUAUUAUGUGUAAACUAAUAUUCAGAUUACAUUAACUCUGUAUCUAGACUUGUAUCUGAAGAUAUUUGCUAAAUGACUAUUCAGGUAAGUAAAUUCAAAUACCCAUAACUUUUCCGGUUAUUAGAGAAGCUUAACAGUUUAUAGUUUAUACAACUGCAUCUGAAAAAUGAAAAGUUGCCUACUAUACAGUCAUGAAUUCUGCUAUCAUUCUGCUAUUUUAUUGCAUUUGAAAUAUUUUCCCCUAAUGCAAAAAGACUAUAUCUUACGGAUUUAUAUAAAAUUUCUUCAAAUCUGAAGGUCACUACCAGAAUAUACAGCAGGCUUUAUUAGAGUAGAAAAUUUUUGUGUGUCAUUUAAAAACUAAAAGCUAGUGAUGAAAAGGCUUUUUUUUUUUUUUUUUAAAUGCUAACAGUUAAUUUUUUUUUCCCCCAAAGUUUGGAGUCUGUGUCUGUCUAUCCAUGAACACUUACUUUUGGAACUUUGUAGUUCCCGUUGUUAAGUACAAAUAGCAGACUCCAAGAGUCUCAUGGUAUGAUCAACAUCCUCUUUCCCCCCUGUCCAUUUGUCACAGUGUUGGAUGAGAUCAAAGCCAGAACUUCCUUCUGAUUUAGACCAAAUCUAGUUGCAUUUCUAACAUGACAGGGAAGAAGACGUUAGCUUUUAGAAUCUUCAGAUAUUGUAUUUGAACAAAGGCCUUUGACAGAUGCAAGUAUUUAACUGAAUACUUAAUUUCUGCUUCACAAAACACUCAGGCAUGUGCUUAGGUCCCAUUGAUUUCAGCAGGAUUAACAUGUGUACUUUUUGACAUACUCAGAUGGUUGGAAGUUGGUCUCUAAAGAUUUUCUUCCAAGGCAAGUGUAAGUUGGUAUGGUCAGUAGCGCUGGCAUACAUACAUGGAGAAUACAGACAUACAUGGAGAAUAAUACUAGUUUUCAACGACUAGUAGCUAUUUUGAAAAAUUGGCAUUGGCUUUUACUCAACACAAGUGGUGCUUCUGCUAUGGCUUUUGCUUAUUCCUGGCUGCAGAUCUUGCUUCUUAGUUCAAAUACUGUAAUGAUCUACUCCAGCUGGAGUGGUAAUUUCUGAUGAAUUUGUUUUCUUCUAACUUCUCUGCUUUGCCACUAACAUGCCAUGUUUGUCAAAAAGCAUAGUAAAUGAAUAAUGAAAGAUGUAAUUAGGAAGGCUUUGAUAUAGCAGAAUUAUGUCAAAAGCUAUUGCCAAAUCCAGUUUGACCCCAAAACAUUUAAAAAGACAGCUAUCAAGUACAGAUCAUGCUACUUUGGAAACAUUCAACGUACUGCUGCUAUAAAGGAUACCUGAGAUGACUAGAACUGAGAAACAGAUUCUGUAUUUUUCUUUUUUCGUCGUCGUUUUUGAUUUAACUCCGAAGUGCUUCAUCACCCCCACAGUUUCCAUUAUAUAGUGGGUUAUACGUUUUGGUUUGUUUGGAGUUUUUAUUUAGCUACUCUUAUUCAUAUUUAAUAGUUCAUUAAUCUUUAUUUCUAGCACGUAGGCAGAUGAAUAGUCUACUUUUUCAGGCCUAUGGACAAAUACUUGCUUGUCCAAAUCAACCUGUGUUGGAGGAAGAGGCCAUUUCUCACUAUCUCCUUUUUCUCCCUGACCAGUUGAUGCUGCCUCAGUUCUACCAGCAGAGCUUUCCCUAGCCUGCUUCAAGGUAGUCUAGAAAGCAGCUAAGCCGGCAGAACUGUUGGGUUAGCAAGUAGCCAGCAGUGAAGGGAAGAGUAAACCAAAACAGGCAAAACUUCUGUGGUUUGGAGAUAACGGGGCAAUGGGCAUUUGCCCACACUUCAAGACUAUGAGAACUGAGAUCUUAAAUUGUUUUAAUACCCUCUCUUUUUUUAAGAUCUACACAGCUGACUGGAAGAGAGUUCAGGAAUAUGUGGUUUAUGUGCCACUUGGAACUCAAUUGGAAACAACUAGGCAUCGGAGUUUGCAAGCUUACUGAAGUUUAUUUUGCAGAAAGAAACUCUUACCUGGUUAGCUUUUUUUUAUUCCCCCUACCUUACAUGCAGACGAAGUUUUAUUCUUCUGAAACAUUUGCAACCUUGUCUUCAGCUAGUUUAUCAAUACCUAGAAAGUGAAGUUGACAAAAUUUACUGUGAAAGGGGGGGAAUAUGGAAUAGUUUUACUGUCACAUCAGAAACUGCAAACCAUAGGGAUGUGAAUUCCUAAAACUGAAAAGGCUUUACCAGUGCAAUCAAAUGUAUUGCUUAACAUAUGGAACUCAAACCUUUUCUUUUAUUCUGUAGUGGGUAUGAGCUGCACAGAAACACUUGUUCUUUUCACGAUUUAAACAAAAAAAAAAAAAGUAGUGACCUUAGUGUUUUGAUGUGUAAGAAAGAUUUCUGUACUUCAGGAAAGGUACAUGUUCACGUUAGUUUAAAAAGUCUUUACAGGGAAACUAACUUUAAACCCAUGUAUAAUUCCCCCCCCCCUUAAAGUCCUAUUCAUAUGCAAUAGAACUAAUUUGUUUUUAACAUCAGUGUAAUUCUUCUGCAGUUAUGAUUAUUGAAACUUUUUUUCAACAUAAUCUUGGUCAUUAAUCCAAAACAGGGUUCUCAGUCCAAUUUUUUCCAACAUUUCUGUAACAGGCAAGGCAAUUUCCUGUUCUGUAACUUUAGAUAAACACUGCAUUUUAGGAAAUUAAUUCAAAAUCGAUUAGGAUGUGUUUUUAAAUGACUGUUCCAAAGAAAUAAUCAUGUUGGAAAACAUUUAGAGUUGACAGGCAUGGCUCUGGCUCUGCAGAGAGAUCCUCAAUCUGGAUAUUGGGUCAAAGUGGAGUCCUGCUGACCUCAGGGAAGCUCUGUAAGGCUGCAUGUCGGGCUGCACUUAUCUGCAAGAGAAUCAGUUCCUUGUUCUGGUCCCUGAUCACUAGUGGGAACCGUUGUAGAACCCUCCAACUUUGUUGCCUGCAUACCUAGGUUUUCUUCCAGUGGAAACCAGGAUGUGGAUGAAGGGCUUGGAAGAGCAGCAAUUCAUGUUGACCUGGUGUGCACCACAUACUGUUUUGAUGUUCAAAAUGUGGCCAGAAAGCAGACCUAUGCUGCAGAAUUAGAGUUCCCGGUUCCUGUGCUUUAAAAGUAGCUUCAGGUUUAUGGAUAUUCUAGUGGAGUAGGGCCACAAAGACUUAAUGCAUGAAUAAUAUAUCUGUUUGUUUCUGGUAGAAUUAGAAGGCAGUUCAGCUUCCUGGCUUUAUGAACUUGACAGCCCAAAGGAUGAAACAAAGCCUUUUCAAAGGGUGAUAGUUUCAUAAAACCAUUAGACUUGUAGCACUUAAACGAAAAAACAAAACACCCUGGUAUUUUGAAAAAUUGGAACACAUGCAUUUAAUUGUAACUAUGUUGAUUUAAGAUUUAUUUUCUGAAGCUGAGUCAUCUUGGGAGAAAAAAAUGAGUAUUUGUCUAUGCAAGACACAGGUGUCAAAAACGUGUGAAUUACCCAUUUUUAGGUGCUGUAUUGUUAUUGUCUUUCUGACUUCUGUUACUUUGAUCAGUCUUUUAAAUUUUUUAGCCUUAUAUUCAGCUUAGUUUUUAGAGCUGAAUAGGCAAAAUGUAAUUUUGAAAUCUUGUUGGAAAUGUAAGUUACCAUUUCCUUAUGAAAAUCUCGCAUGUUAAACAAUUAAGUGAAAUGUUUUGGUUUCGUAAUAAUAAAUUCAAACUCUCACCACCUCCUAAAAACAGAGCAUAUCCAUGAAAAUGCACGUUUAAUUGUAGUGUGCAAAUGAUCAAAUCAUCAGCCUUGUGCUGAAUACAUUUUGAUUUUUACUGUUCAGUGUAGCUGAAUAGUAAAGCAGGUUUGUUUUGCCAAACUCAAAACUCAUUGUGAAUCCCUCCCCCCAUCCGCCUUUGGCUUGUUAAGCUCCUUCAGAUAGGUUUGGGGUUGUUUAAUUUUUAAGUCCUAAAGCAACAUGAUCAUCCAGUGUAAAGUGUAGUGAAAUCGGCACUAAUGUGUUUUUAAGUGAUUGCCCAAAUCAUGUUAUUUGUUCAUUCUUGUCACCUGGAAAUAUAAAAUCUGUUCCUUUUCUGAGACUUAGUUCUUUAGGACCUGCUGAGUGAUCGCAGCUGGCUUUGCCAGAGAAAAGCAAGGUGUGAGAAAGCAAUGAAAUGCCUUACCAACCUUGUAGACUACUAUAAAGAUACUGACUUCACGUUAAUAGAAUCCAGGUUACGUCACCCAUAAAUCUUUCUGUGAGUUAGCAACAUUUGGUCUACACAAUCGACAAUCUUUAAAAUGUGAACCCUGUAACUUUUUUUCCUUGGUUGUUAAGGGAUUUUGCAGCAACUGAUCUAUCAAGGGAUAAAAUUAAAAAUCAGAAUAUACUUCAUGGAUGACUUAUUUUUACACUACUGUUCUCUGUGAACUGAAAAAGCACAUUUAUAAAGCAAAGCAUUCACUUUUCUUUAACAUUAUUGUUUGGCUGAAAGACAAAUGUUUUUAAGAAAUCUUGAGCACACUUUCAAACUGCUUAACCAGUUCCAGGCCAGGGACAAUCCUCGGCCUUUUAAUUUGUUUGGGUUUUCUUGUUUAUGCAAAUGAAGAAAAAUGUUUUCUAGUUCUUACCAGUAUGGGGAUUUUUAUUAUGCUUUUGUAAUGCAGGAGCAGCUUCAAUGAAAGAAUUAGCAGGUAAAUAUUCCAUAAUAUGUGUGACUUCAUUUUUUUUGUUGUUGUUGUUUCAAAAUUGUUAAUUAAAAUGGCAUGGACAUCAAACUU